Messenger RNA from Rotaria sp. Silwood1, 1758 nucleotides. Lineage: Eukaryota; Metazoa; Rotifera; Eurotatoria; Philodinida; Philodinidae. The record is from the annotation of a GenBank genome assembly.
AUGGAAAAUUCAUUGUUAGUUGUUCAAUCAAGUUCAUCUCUUCUAACGUUUCCUACUGAAAUUCUUCAUCGUAUUUUGGAUCAACUCAAUAUUCAAGAUAUACUAUUUUCAUUUCGUUAUGUUUGUACAAGAUUUUAUUCUAUUACAAAAAUUUACAAUCGAUUAACAAUUGAAAUUUCGGAUCAUCAAAAUGAAACGCCUGCUUAUCGUUUGUAUCGAAUGAUUUCACCAGAAAAUGUAACAUCAUUGAUUCUUCGAAAGAUCUAUGGAAAUACUAAAUCGAAUAAUAUUGAGUGGUUUUUUUCAUUUGUUAAUAUUUAUCAAUUUACUAGACUUUGUUAUGUUUAUCUUGAAAGUAUGGAUGAGAAUGGUUUUCGCAUGAUAAUACGUCAUUUAACAACUCUCUCUACAUUCCGAUCAUUAAAAAUCUUCGAUAGAAGAAUUCUUAAAAAUGAUACAAUCAUUCUUCUUUCAAUGGUUAUUGCAUUACCAAGUCUUCGCAAACUCGAUUUGGAUAUUAGUUCUCGAAUUCUCGAUCAAAUUUCAUGGCCAAAUGAUGGGAAAUUUCGAGAACUGAAAUUAAAAAAAUGUUCCUAUAAACAAUGGUGUCAUAUUUUUUAUCAUUCACCAAAUCUUCGAAUCAUCUCGACAGAAGAUAUUGAUAUGAGUAAUAUUAACAAAACUAUUCCUUCAAUUAUCAUAUAUCAACAAUUAAUAUCUUUGACAUUAAAUGAUAUAUUAUUUUCGAUUGAUCAACUUGAAAUUCUUCUUACAUCUCAUCCAUCACUUGUUUAUUUCAAUUUAACAGCAAAAAAUAUUUCUUCAUUUCAAAGUCUACGAUGUUUUUCACAAUGGGAAUAUUUUAUUCGUGAGAAAUUACCUCAACUUAAAAAUUUUCAUUUUAAAAUUUCUACUCAAAUGUCUUAUUAUCAAGAUUUAAGAGGUAUUCAAUCAAUUAUUGCUGCAUUUCGAACAUCAUUCUGGCUUGAACAUAAACGUUGGUAUGUUAUAUUUCAAUAUGUCAUUAAUGAUGAAGGAUCUCGACUUAUUCUUUAUUCUUCUAUCGAUGGACAUGUUGAUUUUGGUCAAAAUUUCCAGAAAGGUUUUAUAUCGUAUUUCACUUCUACUACAAAAAAUGAUGAUAAACCAAACAUACAAAAUAUGUGGAAUGCUCUCUUCAAUUUAACUGAUGUGAAGCAAGCUAUUAGUUUUCGUCAUUUCAAAAUUCCAAAGCAUUAUUUAUUUGAUAAUAUAAUUCGACUUGGACUUGAUAUCGAUUGGUAUGAAGAUUGGCAACGAUCUGGUUCAUUCGAACUUCUUUCAAAAUUAAUUAGUUUUUCACAACUAAAGGAAGUUUGGUUUUUAUUAUCAUGUAAACAAACAUUGCAAGCAAGUAAAAUCAAUACUAUACUCGAAAAAGCACCCAAUGUUCAUACUUUUGGAAUAAAGAACAACGGUAGUUUACGAGGAAAUAUAGAUAAAGAAUGUGCUGCCAUAUCUAGUCAAAUUGAACAUCUCAUAAUACAUUCAUUAGAUACUGACGCCAUGAAAUUGAUCCUUGAACGUGUUGAACAUUUAGCGAAGAUUACAUUUAUAUGCAAUUGGAGUUCAUCAACAACAUGGAUAAAAAUGAUUACGUGGCUUCGUGAAAAAGAAAAAAAGUUCUCAGUAACGUCUGAUCAUCGAUCUCUUCAAGUAUGGUUAAAAGAGAAUAUUGGUAAAUCGUCAGAAGACGAAAAUAUGAACCGAAUCGAUUAA